CGUGAAUCCGUAUCUUACGCGAACGCUUUACGAAUGAAAACACUAGCCUAUGGUUGCCACUCAGGGAUCGGCGCUGAUAAGAGUAAUUUACACUUUCUUAAUCGACCAUAGCGCCAUCAGCACCGGGAAAAGGACAAAUUAGGUGCCUAAUGUUGCCUGCAAACUACUGAACGUACUGGAUGCAAACAGGAGAAAUUGUGAUGACUAAAUAAUGAUAAGUGAUAUUGAACUAUUUCUGGUUAAUUGUUUUCUGUUGAAAGGCUAGUUUCUUAGUGUUUUGUAUGAAACCAAAGCCAAGACUCAGCUGUACAAUGCACUUGUUGAUAAGAUCAUUAUGGCAGAGUACCAGGAACACAGUAAGAUUUAUGAAUAUGUAAAACUGCUCAUAUAUACUGCAUCACUGAUCAAGAUCAUAAGGCCACACAUAUCGGAUCCUAUUACUUAUGCAGUCAAGAAAGCCAUAAGGAGGAAACUCAGAUUAAGUGUCCAGAGAAUUUCUCUCAAGAAGCUGAAUACUCUUCUUGCUUCAUCUCCAGGAUUAGAACCUGACCUAAAUGCUGAUGUCUUCAUUAGUGAAAGAAAGGCCAUUAUUUAUGGAGUUCAAAAUGGAGAAUGGUAUAAUGUGUUCUUUAUUGGUAGUAUGUGUAUGAGAGCACCAAACUUACAGAUAAUAAAGAGAAGAUGGAUCAGAGUUAACAUACAUUCUGAUAUAGAUGACGAUCAUUGUUUGCUUUCUCCGAUAUUAUUUCAUAACUUACAGAAUGGCAAUCAUGAUCAGAUGUGGAGUUUGGAAUUUGAUGAUAGUAUAAGCAACAUGCUAAUUUCUGAACAUGUAAAAAGAGUUUUGACACUGUGGAAAGAAGCAUAUGCUGUAAGGGAGAGUGAAAAGGUAACCUUGGUGCAAAGUUCACCUUCAACUGCAACAGAAGUGCAUGUGCAGAUUGUUGAGUCACCAGACUAUAAAUGUGGAAGUGAGCUGGAAGUACUACUAUCCGAUGCUUUCAGAACCCCUAAAUUAGCAGCUGCUGGAGACAUAAUUGGUCUUCCAGUACCAAAUCACUUGGGCUAUGAAUUUAGUGCAGGCACUUCAGUAAUACCCCCAAAGUAUAUCUUCAUCAGAAUGUCAGUUCUUCAAAAAGAUCAGGGUAGUAAAACCAAGGAAUCAUUAUUGAUUUCUACAGAAACAACAAACCUUUAUUUAGUUGGCACAACCCAUUGUUAUCUUCCGCCACUUUGUAAAAAUUUUGAUAAAGGUGGCACAGUUGAUGUUCCUCCAGUUUUAAAAAGAACCUUCAACAAUGUAACAAAUAUUCUGCAAAGUGAGCUAAGAGAAAGGAAGCAAGAAGUGCUAUCAGGAGAGAGGCAUCUUAGUGAGAAUAUGAAGAGAAAAAAGUAUAGAAUGCAGAAAAGUUCAUUAGGAAAUUUAGAGAGAGAACACAGAACCGGUGGUGCAAAUAUACUUAUGUUAGGGGCUCCAGGUAGUGGAAGUGAACAGAUUAUAGAGCUGUCAGCAUCCUCAUUGAACCUCAGUGUUGUAUGGGCAGACUGCUGGCACUUGAAAGGAGACACAAGUGGUGGCACGGAGGCAAGGUUACGUCAGAUCUUUUCAAGAGCAAUAGGGCAAGCUCCAUGUGUUCUUGCCCUCACCAGUGUUCAAGCUAUUUCAAAGGAUCGAGAUGGAGGUGAAGAUGCUCGUGUGGUGGCAGCCUUGAAGGAAGAGGUUGCCAAAUUACCAGAUUUGCAACCACCUGUAAUCCUGAUAGGCACAGCACCGCACCGGACACAGGUUUCUGAGGACCUUUGGAGUAUAUGGAGCCAUCAAGAGUGCAUAGAUGUACCUGAAUUAGAGGAACGUAGACAGAUGCUAGAGUGGCUUCUCUCCAAACAGCUACAGCAGCACCAGUUUCUGACUUUGGCUCAGCGCACUGCUGGUUUUGUGUUUGGAGACUUGCAGGCUCUUUUUGGUGCUGCUCAGAGGAUCUCUUUGGAUCGCACAAAAACCUCUGAAGACAAAGGAACUACACAGGAGAAAAAACAGAAUAACCCUGAAAGAUGCUCCACUCUGAUGUAUGAGGAUGUUGUGAAGGCUUUAGAUGAAUUGCAGUCUAGUCGCAGUGAGGCAUUAGGUGCUCCACGUAUUCCACAAGUGAAAUGGAAUGAAGUGGGUGGAUUAGAAGAGGCAAAGCGUCAAGUUAUCAAUACUAUCCAGUUGCCUCUGCGUCAUCCAUCUUUGGUGUCAAAUAAGCUUCGCCGUUCUGGAGUGUUGCUGUAUGGGCCACCAGGCACGGGCAAAACUCUUCUUGCUAAGGCCGUUGCUACAGAAUGUGGUUUGAAUUUCCUUUCUGUGAAAGGACCAGAACUACUUAACAUGUAUGUUGGUCAGAGUGAGGAAAAUGUGCGCCAAGGAGAAAUUGAUAAAGAUGAAGCAAGUGUAAGUGUAGGGGAGGAAGACUUGGCUGUGGCUGCCAGCCAUUUGAUUCCCUCUGUCACUCCAUCAGAACUAGCACACUAUAAGGCUCUGAGCACCACCAAGCAGAGAUAAUGGUUCUUAUGUUUUUCUUAUUUUUUUGUGCAAUGCAUAUUAGGUUGUGAUUAUUGUUACAAUUUCUUUUAUAAGAUGCAAAGAAUGAUGUGUAAAUACAUCUUAUGAAUACAGAAUAUGAUUCAUUUAUAUAUUGUAGCACAUCAGUAAAAGAUGAAUUGGUUUUAUUGUAUUUUAUGUUUUAUGAAUAUUUUUUAUGUUUUAUGAUAUUGAUAUUGAAGAUUUUUAUAUAUAUUUAAUCUGAUGUGCUAAAAUAUUGAAUUUUGAUUAUCAUUAGCUAUUAUUGUACUGCAAUGUAUGGUUUCAAUUAUGUCCAUUGUAAAUCCAGGUUUGCAGUGGUAUUACAGUUCUAAAACUUGUUGGAAUAGCUUUAAUUUCAACUCAUUGCUAUGCUGUGAGGAAUGAGGAAUGAGUAAUAUACUACAUUUCCUGAUCAUAUUUUUUCAUCCCAUCAGUGCACUGUAAACUGUUAGUUAACUAAUAAAGCAAAAAAAAUACACAGUGUACCCUAAUUGUUUGUGUACAUCCAAAGACUUUGGUUAAAAUUUUUGUUUGCCUAUUGUGCAAAAGCUUUUUUGAUGUACAUACUUAAAUAUAUUUCUUUCUAAGAAAUACAACAUACAGUAAAUGUAGGAGUAAUAAGAAUGAAAUAAAAUUGUACCCCUAA
Molecule: messenger RNA, 3209 nt
Organism: Penaeus vannamei (Pacific white shrimp)
Lineage: Eukaryota; Metazoa; Arthropoda; Malacostraca; Decapoda; Penaeidae
Source: RefSeq, a predicted model, not a curated record